Molecule: messenger RNA, 685 nt
Organism: Selaginella moellendorffii
Lineage: Eukaryota; Viridiplantae; Streptophyta; Lycopodiopsida; Selaginellales; Selaginellaceae
Product: coatomer subunit zeta-2
Exons: 6
Coding region: 42-581 (179 amino acids)
Biological process (GO): retrograde vesicle-mediated transport, Golgi to endoplasmic reticulum; intracellular protein transport; intra-Golgi vesicle-mediated transport
Cellular component (GO): COPI vesicle coat
Source: RefSeq, a predicted model, not a curated record
UUGGGCUUUAGGGUUUUUAGUGGAUCGUCUUCGCUGCGCAAAUGGGAGAGCUGCUGGAUCCGUUCGUGAGCAACAUACUGCUGCUGGACGACGAGGGCAAGCGCGUGGCCGUCAAGUACUACAGCGACUAUUGGCCCAACAACGCGGCCAAGCUCGCCUUCGAGAAGUCGGUCUUCACCAAGACGCAGCGCAUGAACGCCCGCCAGGAAGCGGAGAUUGGCUUGUACGAGGGCCAUGUCGUGGUGUUUAAGUUCGUGGCCGACCUCUACUUCUACGUGACUGGCAGGGAGGACGAGAACGAGCUCAUCCUCGCGACUGUUCUUCAAGCGUUUUUCGACGCUGUGUCGAUUCUACUCAGAGGCAAUGUGGACAAGAAGACGGUCCUGGAGAACCUGGAUUUGAUCCUUUUGUGCUUGGACGAGAUUGUCGACGGAGGCACCGUUUUGGAGACUGAUGCCAACAGCAUAGCUUCAAAGGUAGCCAUGCGCGGCGCGGAGUCCGACGUCCCAUUCUCAGAACAGACGUUUUCUCAAGCACUUGCUACAGCCAAGGAACAUCUAACGAGGUCUCUUCUCAAGUGAAUUGUUUCUUCCGAUUGUUUCCAUUAUGGGAUCCAAGCAUUAGUUCGGGUAACUUAAGCUUGCAAGAAUCAAUCGUUCUAUAAAAUAGCCAUUCUUUUUUAUUU